AUGUCGUCCAACAGCACACAUUACACUCGCCACUUCUGUACCCAAAUCAGUCCCGAAUGUCCUGUUGAGGAUUCGACAUACGGCUAUUAUCCGAAUCUGGGCGUCAACUCGUUCUUCAUUGCACUGUUUGGGCUUUGCCUCUUCGCACAACUAUUUCUGGGGGUAUGGCGGCGGACGUGGACUUAUCUCGUCGUCGUAGGCAUCGGCUGUUUUGGCGAAGCUGUUGGAUAUAUUGGACGAAUAAUUAUGCACCACAAUCCCUGGUCUCCGGCAGGCUUCAAGACUCAAAUUUGUUGCCUCGUGCUGGCACCGAGUUUCUUGGCUGCCGGUAUCUAUGUGACACUGAAGCACGUUGUCAUCUACUGCGGACCAGAGCACUCGCGACUAAGGCCAAACCUGUACCCCUGGAUCUUUAUUGGUUGCGACUUUGGUUCAAUUGUGCUGCAGGCGAUCGGAGGUGGCACAGCCGCGGCUGCUGGUAGUCAAGGCCAGAACAAGAAACUAUUGAAGGCUGGUGACGACCUGAUCGUUGCCGGUAUUGCUUUUCAGGUUGCCACCAUGGCAGUCUGCGGCGUACUCGUCCUCGAUUACUUCCUCCGCUUCCAGAAGGCCAAAAAGACAAAGUCUGAAGCUCACUUGGAGAGCGAGUACGAGAAAAAUGCCACCCAAGGAAAGGCUAGCCGCAAUUUCAGGAUAUUCUGCAUCGCCAUGGGCUUAGCUUUUCUCACGAUUUUCAUCCGUUGUAUUUACCGUCUCCCAGAGAUGGCUGGUGGCUGGGGCAACAAGCUCAUGCAGAACGAACACGAGUUUCUCCUUCUUGAUGGAAUGAUGGUGGGCAUCGCAUCCGUAUUGAUGACCAUCUUCCAUCCUGGCUUCUUUUUCGAGCCGAUGCGCAGAUUCAAGAAGUGA
This is a messenger RNA of Exophiala viscosa, 909 nucleotides long. Its product is annotated as RTA1 like protein-domain-containing protein. The coding region runs from base 1 to 909 and encodes 302 amino acids. NCBI's taxonomy places the organism in Eukaryota, Fungi, Ascomycota, Eurotiomycetes, Chaetothyriales, Herpotrichiellaceae. The record is from RefSeq and is a predicted model, not a curated record. Gene Ontology annotation, cellular component: plasma membrane; fungal-type vacuole. The transcript has 3 exons.